AUGAUGAGGGAGAUAACGACUGGAGGGAUAUAAGUGGGAGGAAACUUUGGAGUUAAGCAGAGGAGGGAAGAGCUAAUCUUUAUAAAGUCAGACAGUAGGACCAGAGAAAGAAACUAUUUCUUGAGACAGUUUUAAGCUGCAACCAGACUAUCUCAGCAACAGAGAAGGAGCCUGUUGCAGUUACUAAACUGCCAGUGUGAAUUAGUUUGUAAAUUUUGUGCUGCUGAGGACUUGUACGUGGGUGAUCAUGCAGGUGUUGGAGAAGAGGUUGUCGGUCAGACGCUACCUCACCUUUGCUACGGGGCUAGUGGAGUGCUUAUGCUUCGCCGGGGCUGUCUUUGGAUGGGCUAGUCUUGUUACUGUCCUCAAAGCAGAUGGAUACUUCAGCUUUCUGUGUGCUAAUGCAACAGGAGACAAUCACACUCAAAUAUUAGACUGCAGUGCACAGGAUGAACAGUUCUCUCUUAUUUUCACCAUUGCCUCUUUUAUGAACAACUUCCUCACUCUGCCCAAUGGCUUCCUUUUUGAUCACUUUGGUACCACAGUUGCUCGGCUCUUUGCAAUAUUUCUUUAUACCAUGGGUACGCUGAUGGUGGCUUUCUCUUCACCAGCUCUGCCUUACCUGCUCUUCCCGGCCCUCCCAUUAAUGGCUGUGGGCGGCAUAUUAUUUCUCAUCACAAACAUGCAGGUUGGAAACCUUUUUGGUUCACAUCGCUCCACCAUCAUCAAUCUUUACAAUGGUGCUUUUGAUUCUUCCUCAGCACUCUUCCUCAUCAUUAAGUUGGUGCAUGAGUCUGGCGUCUCCCUUCAUUCCGCCUUCCUAUUUCUUACUGCCUGCAGCAUCUUUCACAGCCUCAGAACCUUCUUCCUGCUGCCCAGAAACUUCAUUCCUCACCCGCUUCCUGAUCAAUACUCAUACGGGAUUUCUUGCGGUGCUUCACAGCCUGUGAGCAGAGAGGUGACUGCAAAUUGUUGUGGACAUUCAGCACUGGAGGACACAAUGUGUACACAUAGUGUCCCAUUCAAGCAUGAGAAGACUUUUCGUGAGUGUUUGCUGUCCAGGUUCUUUGUGUGCCACCUGCUCUGGCUGUCAGUGAUGCAGCUCAGGCACUACCUGUUCAUCGGCACCCUCAACCCCAUGCUGCAGAGGCUGACAGAAGGAGAUUCCUCUCUGGUAAGCCAGUACACCAAUGCCUUUGCUUUCACCCAGCUGUGUGCUGUUCUGUGUGCUCCCUGGAACGGUCUCAUUAUGGACAGACACAGGGGCAGGUCUCGAGCUGCAGGAGAAACAGAGCACGAGGCUGACCUGCGAGCUUCUGUGCUUUCCUUAUUCCUGACGGCGCUGCAGUGCGUGUUGUUCUCUCUUUGUGCCUCCACCCCCUACCUGCCUCUUCAGUACCUCACCUUCAUCCUGCAGGUGCUCAACCGCUCCUUCCUGUACGGUGGCAUUGCAGCCUUCAUCAGCGUGGCAUUUCCUUCACGUCACUUUGGAAAGCUGUAUGGUCUUGCCAUGUCGCUGUCUGCGUCUUUUUCUCUGCUCCAGUAUCCUUGCUUUGCUUUGGUGAACGGAGCUCUUGGUGGAGAUCCUUUAUAUGUGAACAUUGGCCUGACACUGCUAUGCCUGCUGGCUUUUAUACAUCCCCUUUCUGUAUAUCUUCAUUGUCGAAAACUUGCAUCUCAGAGAGACAAGAUCAAAGCCAUCCCUUUGUCCUCUUGAAGACAACAGACUUAUGGGAUAAGGUUGACAACACACAGGAUAUAACUCUUCAAUUUCACCAAUGGAGACAGAAAUUUGUUUUUAUCUAAUACACAAGAUCUGCAAACAGUAUGGUGACCCCUAAGUGUAACAGACAGGCUUUUUCAUGAGUUUAUUUCCUAACAACCACAUAGUUUGCCCGGAGCUUCACAAUUUAUCUGAGCCACAGGAACCAUGCUGCUGAUGAAAGGUCAUCUGUAAUUCACCAACACACACAGCUUUCUUUCCCCUAUCUACUCCAAAAAUCACAUGAGCACAUACCACAGUCCUGUUGAAGUGUUAAAUCUGGCAGUUCUGGCUCUGAGAGACCAUGUUAUGGAUUCUACUUUGAUUGAACCCCCUCCCAAAAAAACGGAAAAAAAAACAUCCAAACCUUCAUGUUCAGGAG
This is a messenger RNA of Cyprinodon tularosa, 2144 nucleotides long. RefSeq names its product solute carrier family 43 member 3-like. The transcript is spliced from 13 exons. NCBI's taxonomy places the organism in Eukaryota, Metazoa, Chordata, Actinopteri, Cyprinodontiformes, Cyprinodontidae. Gene Ontology annotation, molecular function: transmembrane transporter activity. The record is from RefSeq and is a predicted model, not a curated record. The coding region runs from base 248 to 1717 and encodes 489 amino acids. Gene Ontology annotation, biological process: transmembrane transport.